Molecule: messenger RNA, 2458 nt
Organism: Carassius carassius (crucian carp)
Lineage: Eukaryota; Metazoa; Chordata; Actinopteri; Cypriniformes; Cyprinidae
Product: multiple epidermal growth factor-like domains protein 9
Exons: 6
Coding region: 217-1920 (567 amino acids)
Biological process (GO): axon guidance
Cellular component (GO): basement membrane
Molecular function (GO): extracellular matrix structural constituent
Source: RefSeq, a predicted model, not a curated record
CGCUACUAGCCUACUACAGGUCGGUGCGGAUCAAACACCUUGCAGUCGGUUCAGAGCCAUUGAGAAAAAGGGGGUCUCUCUCGGAUAUGGUGGAGUAGGCUACAUCGGGGCGACUUGGAAACCACCUGGUUUGGAAUAACCCGAUGGAAAUUGGAGGACGGAGACCUUGCGAAGUCUGUCUCGAGGAGGUUUUCAUGGAGCGUUGAUAAUAUUAUUAUGUGGUGGUGGCUUGCCUUAAUGAUGUUUACAUCUCCGACUUUCCCAUUCAUCGUGUUCGUGUGCAUGGGGUUAUCCGAGGCGGUCCAUUCCUACGAUGCGCUGCCUUUAGUAAUAAAGAAAUCUCGUUCAGUCGCUGAAGAUCAUCCAAACACGAGCGCGAGCGGGUUUCCAGGGGACCGGCUCGGUAUUGUCGCAUUAACACCAGCGCCCUCGAUCGCGUCCGCCAGAAAACCGAUAAAUGUCGCCGCACCAGCAGCCACCAUUAAACCACCAACAACGGAGCCCACCACCCCUUCUCUGUCUGACCCCAUCUACAUGGCCGCAUCUGCUCGGAGGAAGCUCAGCUCUGUUGAAACACGGAUGAAAGAAGCGCAGAUGUCUGAUAAUGAAGCGGACAGAUCAGACGUCGUGCCCGGUUUUAGCACAACCUCGGACAAUUCUCAAGAGCCGGUGUGUAACUGCAGUGGUGAAGGAGUGUCGGACCCUGACGAGUGUGACCGUGAGACGGGUCAGUGUGACUGUAUGCCGGGUUACAGCGGGCUGCAGUGUGAAGAGUGUGAGGAAGAUCACUUCACCAACGGCACCAUCGGCUGCCUGCCCUGCGCAUGUGACUCCUUCGGUGCCGACGGCUCCAGCUGUGACAGCUCAGGGCUGUGUAAGUGCAAGACAGGUGUAUACGGGCCCAAGUGUGACGACUGCCAUCCUGGAUUCUUCCACUUCAGCAGCACAGGAUGUCAACCGUGCCAAUGCAACAACCACUCUACCUACUGCCACCCUCAGUCAGGUGUUUGUUUGGACUGUCAGGAUAACACUCAGGGCCACAACUGUGAGGAGUGUAUGCCCAACUUUUACCGGCGUCAGGGUGAGGGGUCUGCGGACGCUUGUGUGCCUUGUCCCUGCUUCGCUGAGACCUCCAGCAGCAGCUGUCAUCUCGAUUCCAGUGGCCAGCCUGUAUGUGACGAAUGUAAGCCUGGCUUCUCCGGCCCAAGAUGCAGCGUGUGCAUGGACGGUUUAUUUAAAUCAGCAGGUGUGUGUGUGCCCUGCGAGUGUAAUGGGAACGCAGACCCUCGCUCCAUGGCACAAGUAUGCCACCCUGAGACAGGCCACUGCCACCGCUGCAUCAACCACACAGCGGGAGCACACUGUGAGAUCUGCGCUCGUGGGUACACAGGGAACGCCCGCUACCACAACUGCACCCUGAGAGCUGUGAGAAUCCUCCCGUCUCAAGACAUCAAGACCUCCACUACAGAAAACCCCAAAUCCACUAGUUCUGUUGCUUCUACACCUGCUUCCCACCUCCUCACUUCCUCCUCCUCCUCCUCCUCCUCUACCACCCAUCCAAGCCUACCGACCCUUCAGUCCGGCACGGGAGACUCCUCAGGACACAACAGCACGGCCUCUGCCCUGACAUUAGUGUCCUGGACGCAGUUUAACAUCAUCAUCCUCGCUGUCAUCAUCGUGGUGGUCGUUCUUCUCAUGGGCUUCGUGGGAGGUGUGUAUACGUAUCGGGAGUACCGCAACCGGAAACUCAACGCCCCAUUUUGGACCAUUGAGCUGAAGGAGGACAACAUCAGCUUCAGCAGCUACCACGACAGCAUCCCGCACGCUGACCCCAACGGACUAUUGGAGGAGGAGCCAUGUGUGGUCGCGGCCAAUGGGCAGUUAGCGCUCGCUACUGCCGCGAACAUGUACAAAGCAUGAAGUCGUCGGUUCGAUUGUAUCUUUUCUUAAAGGGAUAUUUCAGCCAAAAAUCGAUAUUCAGUCAUCAUUUUCUCACUCUCAUGUCAAACCUGACUUUCUUUUUUCAGUGGAACAUAAAGGAAGAAAUUUUGAAGUCAGUGUGGUCUGAAACAACACCGGAGCAAUUUCAAGAACUUUUUUAGUGCUACUCUGAGAAACAAAGUCAAACAGGUUUGGAAUGACAUGAGGGUGAGUGAAGUACCAAAAUUUCAUUUUCGGCUAAAUAUCCUGAUAAUUUUGAUUAUUAAAAGAAGGUAGGUUGGGAGCCAAAUUGAACUUCUUUAUUUGAUUCUACACACUAUUUAGCUCGCCAUUGCUUCCUAUGUGAUAUCCUCGUGCAAAACAUUUUCACGUACAAUGUUUCCUGUAACAUUUCAUUUCAAAGAGAAAUACAGGACAAGCCAUUAACAUGUUACUCCUUGCACACAAAAAUGAUAAAAUGUGAAUACAUUGCCUCUUAAAGGGAUAGUUCACCCCCAAAAAAAUAUUCUGUCAUUAA